Meloidogyne enterolobii is the source of this 992-nucleotide messenger RNA. The record is from the annotation of a GenBank genome assembly. NCBI's taxonomy places the organism in Eukaryota, Metazoa, Nematoda, Chromadorea, Rhabditida, Meloidogynidae.
UUACAAUUGAGGGCGAGAUUCUUUAUUUUAACAAUUCUUUUGUUUUCAGUUUUUUCAUGUUAAUUUUAUUUUCUAGUUUCAACAUGUUUCGUGCUGUUCUAAAUAAUUCCCAGCGGGCUUUAAUUUUGGCAAAUUAUGAAGGGCAGAGAGGAUUUGCAACUUUAAAGGAUAUCUCAAUUCGACUUAAAUCUAUUAAAAAUAUUCAAAAGAUUACUAAAUCAAUGAAAAUGGUUUCUGCCGCUAAAUAUGCCAAAGCUGAGCGAGAACUCAAAGGAGCUCGUAUUUAUGGCCAAGGAGCUCAAGUAUUUUUUGAAAAUUUGAUGAAGGAUGUCGCUGCCCAAAAAGACGAUACACCUACUGCAGGAAGCAAACGGAUUCUUGUAAUGGUGACAAGUGAUCGAGGGCUUUGUGGUUCUGUCCAUACAUCAAUCGGAAAGUUGACAAGAAGUAUUUUGACAACCAAACCAGAGGGUGUCGAAUAUAAGCUUGUUUGUAUUGGUGACAAAGCCCGGGCACAAAUGCAGCGUCUUUAUUCGAAAGACUUUCUUUUUACCGCUAAUGAAAUUGGGCGUACUCCACCAACAUUUCACGAUGCUUCAGUUACUGCAAAUGCAAUUCUCUCUUCUGGUUAUGAGUUUGAUGGAGGUGAUAUUCUCUACAAUCAAUUUAAGACGGUUGUUUCUUUUGAGACGAAACGUCUUCCAAUUCCAUCUUUACAAACUAUUCGAAGUUAUCCUCGUUUGAGUAUUUAUGAUUCAAUUGAUGAUGACGUCCUUAAACGUUAUGUUGAAUAUUCCUUGGCUCAGUUAAUUUAUUAUGCAAUGAAAGAAAGUGCUACAAGUGAACAGUCUUCUCGAAUGACUGCAAUGGAUGGAGCAAGCAAAAAUGCUGGAGAAAUGAUCGACAAAUUGACUCUUCAAUUUAACCGAACUCGUCAGGCAGUAAUUACUCGUGAAUUAAUUGAAAUUAUUUCUGGUGCUGCUGCAGUUUAA